Molecule: messenger RNA, 2392 nt
Organism: Paramacrobiotus metropolitanus
Lineage: Eukaryota; Metazoa; Tardigrada; Eutardigrada; Parachela; Macrobiotidae
Product: mothers against decapentaplegic homolog 4-like
Exons: 7
Coding region: 405-1997 (530 amino acids)
Biological process (GO): anatomical structure morphogenesis; transforming growth factor beta receptor signaling pathway; SMAD protein signal transduction
Cellular component (GO): heteromeric SMAD protein complex
Molecular function (GO): RNA polymerase II cis-regulatory region sequence-specific DNA binding; DNA-binding transcription factor activity, RNA polymerase II-specific; I-SMAD binding
Source: RefSeq, a predicted model, not a curated record
CUGAUCCAUUCGAUCCAUUUUGGAGUUGUUUUAUUUGGAUUGUAAUCUUUGAUUAGUUUGCGACUUUGCGAUUAUUCCUUUUUAUUUUUUUGAAGAUUUUUAACGUUAUUAAUAAUCUUUUACAGAUUUUAUCAAGUAUCUAAGGGUCUGUUUAUGAGAUAAAGUAUUAAAUUUUUCCUGGUGACUAUUAUAGUUUCGCAAUACACGACUGCACGUGAACUGUACUCGUAUAGGUAGUUUUAAUUUGCAUGGAUUUUUCGCUUCAUUGAUCCCGGAAUCUGGAAGCUCUGAAUGAUCGUGGGGAUUCGGGAUCUGCUUGCGCGUGUAUCGUAGCAUAAAAGGAAUCGAGUUUCGACAUCUCCGUGUUUCUGAUGCCCUUUCAGAUUCCGCAAACGUGAGCAAAGAUGACGGGAUCGACGUCCGGAUCAGCGAACGCCACUUCGCCAGCGUCCUCGGCGGACGCCUGCAUCAGUAUCGUGCAUAAUCUGAUGUGCCAUCGUCAAGGUGGUGAGUCGGAAAGCUUCACGAAGCGCGCCAUUGAGAGUCUGGUUAAGAAGCUCAAAGAUAAGCCAGACGAGCUGGACGGACUGAUUAUGGCCAUCACCAGCAGUGGGAAUCAUGUUACCAAAUGCGCUACCAUUCCUCGUACGCUGGAUGGACGACUUCAGGUGGCUGGUCGGAAGGUUUUCCCGCAUGUGAUCUAUUCAAGGAUAUGGCGGUGGCCUGAUGUGCACAAGAACGAACUGAAGCAUGUGCAAGGUUGCCAGUUUGCCUUCGACCUGAAACUUGAUAACGUCUGCGUCAAUCCGUAUCACUACGAACGCGUAGUGUCUCCCGGCAUUGAUUUAUCCUUGGGUGGUUUGGGAAUGCAGCAACAGGGACAGGGUGACGAUGAUGGCUAUGAAAGCCAUGAACCACCGACGUCGGCACAUGCUUCCGGAUCAUCGGGUCUGUUCGACCUGGCGUCUCCCACGCGUCCGAGGGAGAACUCCAUCCUGUCGGUGCAGUCUAGUACGUCCGAAAGUCGCAAACCAACGGCCAAUUUAGCUCCACACCCCUCAAUGCCCCGCUACGAUCACUCUCCACACGGCCAGUCCAGCCACGCCAUGUCGCCGACAUCCUCUGAACAACUGUUCCCACCGAGCGGCACCGGCCUUGUUGGGCCGCCGCUCUCACCGGGCUACUGGACAGUGUCAAGCCAAAACAGUGCUGUGGCCCUGGAAUUGGCCGAUCCCAUGAUUCCGCAUUUGCGUGCUCAACAACAGCAGAUGUGGGAAGAUGCUCGCUUCCAGAACGCCAUCAUGACGCAGUCAAUGCCUGAGUUCUGGUGCACGAUUGCCUAUUUUGAAAUGGAUCAACAGGUGGGAGAAACAUUCAAAGUGCGAUCGGCAUACACAACCGCAUACGUUGAUGGAUAUGUUGAUCCUGGCCAUCAGAAUCGUUUCUGUCUGGGUCCGCUGACAAACGUCCAUCGGACUCCAGUGGUGGAAAAGGCUCGCCUGCAUAUUGGCCGGGGAAUUGAGAUUGCCACCAAACCUGACGGAAGUGUGUGGUUGAGCUGUUUAGGGGACUACAGCGUCUUUGUACAGAGUUACUAUUUGGAUCGAGAAGCUGGCCGUGCUCCUGGCGAUGCUGUACAUAAAAUACAUCCUCAUGCGCCCUUACUGAAAGUGUUUGAUCUGCGCCAGUGUUAUCAUCAAAUGCUUCAACAGGUGGGAUUAGCCCAGGCUGUGGUGCAGGCUCAAACUGCCGCUGUGUCGCCCAGCGAUGCCGCCGGGAAUCGCACAGUGGGCGGCGGGAUUGGUGCCGAUGAUCUCCGUCGUCUGUGCAUGAUUCGUCUGAGCUUCGUCAAAGGCUGGGGCCCAGAUUACAAUCGGAAGACUAUCAAGGAGACACCCUGCUGGAUCGAGAUCCACCUAAACCGUGCCCUGCAGUUACUGGAUGAAGUACUGCGUAAUGUUCCCCUACCGGAAGCGCGGAGUGGCGAACUGUUCUAACGAAGUGUAGUACCUGGAAUGUUCUGUAAAUACGGUAAUUAGGUGACUUGGCAUGGUAUAGUUGUGUUGCAGUAGCAUAUACUGUUGGAAUGUGGUCGGUAGAAUUAGUAUUUACUUCUGUGGUCCAUUUUUCGGUAGUUCUUUAUGUGUCAUUGGUCGUAAAGCGUUAGUUGUUGUCGAUUGUUAUUUUUGUUAGUAAUCGUAGCUUCUUCUGUUUGUGUGUAGUUAUGCCGCAUGCUUAUUGUUAGUUUUUAACUUUUACAGUAAAUGUUUAACUUAGUUCAUUCUUUGUCUGGUUUCAGAAAGCAUGUUAUAAAUAUAAAUAUUAUGAUUAUUAUAAAUAUAGAUAUGUACUUACAUAAGUUAUGGACGUUAACAAUAAACUCCUUAUCAGA